CGCUGUCCCCGCACACCUGCCCUGCCCUGCCCAGCACUCGGGAGCGGCGCGGCGGCACUAACUGGGGGCUGCCUGUGAGUCCCAGAAGUUGCCGUCGCCCACGGAGGUCGAAGAGCGGGGAGACUUCCCCGGCCAAAUCGCCGCUUUUGGGGCUCGGGGAGAAGGCGGCGCCGGCUGCUGGUCUCUAAGGAAGGGGCUAAAAGGAGUCAGGCGGCCCUGUGUCCAUCCCUGGGCGCCCGGGGUGGUCCAGCCCGCGGAGUGCGGUUGCGUAGCAACGGGGCACGCGCGCGGUGCCUCCCGCCCUGGCGGGGCCGGGAUGCGGGAUGCGGUGUCGGGAUGUAGCCUGAAGCGUUCCUGAAGGGGCGGUAGCCCUGAAGGAGCACCAGGUGUUGCAGGGGUCAGUGCUCACUCGGCAGCGUCCCUGGAGCUGCAGCCUGGGUUCGAUCCCUGCGCCUUGGGAACGUGGCAUUGGAAGAACCAGCCUGCCGGUGGGUGUAUCUGGUUGGAGGAAUAUGCCAGCUUCUUGUGGAGAACCAGUUUCAUUCAGUAGUACGUGUGGUAUGCCUCCUGGGACAUCCAGGUGAUCCUGAAAGAAGCAAAAAAUAAUGGAGAAAGUAGCCAGACUAUCAGAGGGGUCCUUUCAAGGAAUCAGACUCCCCCCUACUCCUCCUGACAAGGUAAGCUCCAGGUCCAUCUCACAUGUCCAGUGUUGUCACACUAAUAAAGAUUCCCAUGGCUCUCUGCUGCCAAGAUGUCCAAAGACAUACCUUCCUGUUUGCACACGGAACCCAACAGGUCCUCUUUGUGCACCCUUGAUAUCCUCAGCAAAGAGUAAUUUCAUUGAUUCAUCCCCAAAGGCAUCCAGUUUAGUGAGGGGGGCUCGUGUGUUGGCAAGGAGAGAAACUGAUGGCUAUUACUACCUGGGCCACAUUGCCCAAGAGGUGAAGGGCUCCAGGGAACGCUUUGUAAUUGAGUUUGACAAAAGUCGUGCUCGGAAAGGCAAGGUACAGCUCCGCCUGCAGGAAACGCCUCUCUACGACAUUCUCCACUACGAGGAUGCCAGGAGACGGCGUCUCGCUCCAGGAGACAGGGUCUUGGCACCGUGGGAGGCUAGAGCUGAACGUUUUGGCCCCGGCACUGUGCUAAAGGUUGUAGAGAGCAAGGAGGCACAUUUAGCACACAACAGAAGUGGAGUGCUUGUGAAUUUCUGGAAUGGGCAGACCAAGGAGGUGUCUUUUGACCAAGCUCUGCAGAUUCCUCUGCCCUUAAGCGAACGCAUCAUCCUAGAACUGCAGAUGCCUUUAGCAGCCAGGCAGAUGGUGGUAGAUUCAAGCUUACAUUACCCAUACAUUGUGACACCAGGUUAUAGAGCCUCAGGCCACUACAGACUGGGUCACUCAGACCUGGACUGCUGGCCAGGGGGUCUGUAUUCAGCUCAUCUAUGUGCUAAGUGCAGCUGGGAGUGUACCUCACUCCCCCGGUGCUGCCUGGCAGCCUGGGAACCCACAGGGCCUGUAGGGUGCAAAGUGCAGCAGGAAAAUGCCUUCAUCCCAGGAACAGGCUUGGCUGAAGAACUGCUCAGCAAGAAAAUAGAAGAGGAACUGUCUGAAUUGAGAAUUACAUCUUCAGAAAGUGUUUCCAGAGAGGAAGAGAAAAAGGAAGAGACGAGAUUAGAGACAGAAAAUGUUCCAAAAGACGUUUGGUCUUGUUUGGAAGAGGACAAUGAGUUUAUAGAACCUAAGAAGGGUGCUCAGAGGGAGAUGGCUCAUGCUAUGGUUGAUACUGCUGUCAACACAGACAGCUGGUUAAUGGAGACAGAUCACAAGGAGGAACCACACAGCAGACAGCAGGAUGCUGAAACUGAAGCUAAUUUUAAACACGAGCAUGGUCUUUUUGAGUCCAGAGUGGCAGAAGCUCCAGUCCAGCAUUUCGCAAGGAGCCCUUCCCUGGGAACCAGUGCUUUGGUUCCUUUCAGGCGCCAAAGCUUCUUUGACCAAGUGAAUCAAUCGCUAGAGAAAGACAGCCUGACCAUCAGAUCAGCUCUACGUGUACAGAGACCACACAGCACCACCAGUGUGCUGGCUAGGAGAUCCACAAAACUUCUAAACCUUCUAAAACACAAAAGCAUUACAAAAUCAAUCCUUAAUGAUGCAUCUCAGGAGAGAUGGAAAGAGAUGGGCUUCGAUAGAGCCAAGACUGAGCACAAAAGGAGGAAAGAGGAACAGAGGCAGCUGAAGAGGGAGCAGCAGCAAGAGGCAGAUGGCAUCCAGCACCAGCUGCACAAGGACAACCAGAGGCGACAGUUGCGUCAGAGAACAUUGCAAGGGCUGGAGAAACAGCUGGAGCACAAAGAGAGAGCUUUGCAGCACAUGGCACUGCUCCAGGCUGCUGGGGCUGAGAGGAGCAGGAAGGAAUCCUCCUUUCAAGAGGAGGGGAAGAGGAAGGCAAGUCAGAGGCUUCAGUUCUUAAAGACACAGCGUUCACAGAGGGAGGAGUUGCAGGCAGAAUGCAAUGAAAGGAGCUUUGAACAAGAGAAAGAAAGGCUGGAGUUCCUGAGGAGCAGAAUGCAGCCACAGCAGGAAAUGGUGGGACAAGAACCACGGGAGCAGGACAAGCAACAAAACCAGCACCAGGCUGCCAAAGUGAGAGUGUUCCAGAGCGGAGACCGAAGAUCGGAAGAUGGAAAAAGAAGACCAAAAAAUCCAUGACCUCCAGCAGUACCUCGGAGAACAGUCCCUUUUGCUGCUUCGGGCAUCCCUGCUAGUGUAAGGAAGCUGCAGAGUAGGGGAGAGGCCCUCGAGCAGUUCACAGACCUGGUCUUUGUCUUGUAGGUGUGACUCAGUGUGCUACAGUUGUGACAAGUGGAAUUACAAUUCCCAGAGAGGUCUUUAAUCUCCCUUUCAUUGCAAACAGAGUGCAUGUCCACUGCUCUGUCCUUUCCAUGCCUUUCUUUCUGGAGUUACUAUUCUGGUUCACCAGUCUGGGCUUCAGGUAAGUACAGAUCUUCUACUGUCACGGUGUAGGUACUGCUUGAGAUGUGUUGGCCACUCCUUUAGAGGAGGAGGAAUGACUUUUAGAAGCCCAAAAUAGAAAAAGAAAGUGGUGUGGGGUUUUUUGUUUGGUUGGGUUUUGUUUGUGGGUUUUUUUUUAAUGACAAGCUCCCCUUUCUAGGCACUGUGAUGACAAAAACGUCUGAUCUGUGAAAUAACUGUCUUUGGAGAGUCACCAAACCCAAAGGUGGGCUUGGGUUUCUGUUUGGCCUACAGUCUCACUGGCAGGCUGGCAGUCUCCAAAGUGGGUCAGAAAGAUACUUGGAUACCUUUUCAGGUAGGGCCCUUGCUUACAAUAACCACACCUUUUGCUCUUUUUGAAUAAAUGAGGAGAAUGUUACAAAGACAAAUGAAUUGGUAAAUUGAUGGUUAACAAAAUACAGUGGCUGUGUCACAGGGAAUGCUAUUAUCAGCUCUGGGUAACCAGAAAGGUACCUGUUCUUUUCAGAUGGGUAUUUAGGGAAGGAGAAUUGAUGUGGCACAGUUUAUUUGCUGGAACACUCAGGGCUAUGUGGAAAUAUGUUCUUAUUUUACACAGAAUUAUGCUAAAAUAAAUACAAUAUGUGUGAUACCUUGUUUCAAGUAAUACCUGGAACCAAACUAGAUACAAAAUUUAAAUGUUGUUGCUUGACAUUAUGUGUACACUUAGAAACAUGUUGCACCUUCUGUGGCACAUUGCUCAACAAAAAAGUGUGAGUAUAAAAAUGUAUGUCUUUUGCCAGAAUACAGCACAAGUGAUAAUGGCAGUUACUUAAGAAAAAAAAAAAGGUAAAAUUAAGAAAACUUAUAAAAGGGAGGUCCUUUGACAUCCUGCCAGCAGUUUCUUAGCAGUAAGUCUCAGACUGCAUUCCUCUAUGGAUAAUGGAGAGGCUAUGCCUUCAGCUUUCCCCUAUAAAAGACAAAGUUAAUUCUCUCAUCCAGAUGUUUACAAACUAUUCAGAAGCCUUAAUAGCUGAAAUGGGUAUUUUUAAACUUUAGGAUCCAUAAUAUGCAUAAGCCAUCCUCAGAUUUUUGGUGGUUUUUUUUAAAAAAAGGAGAAAGGAGGGAUGAGCCUAAAUACCAAGUGAAGGCUUUGACAUUUUGUUUGUUUAACUUAAGGUCUGGAAAAAAACAUACCUGCAUGUUAUGGAAACUGCAUGUGAUGCACAGGUUUGCAUUUUAGACAUGGAAUUCCGUCAUUUGGUUUACACUCUGUUUAGGCUCUGGAAAAGUUGGCUGGAAGUUGCUCAGCAGGAACACGGGUGGUUGUGCCCAAGACCUGCAUAACUUAUGGAUGAGGCCCAGGCUGUGCCUGGCACCUCUAUCCUGAGCUGGGUGGGAAGGGAAGAGGGCACAUGCCCCACUGAUGGAAAGUGGGUGCUGGCAGCACAUGGAGAUUUUCUUUGGGGUUGUUUGCUUUUCUUCUUGUUUGAGUUCUCUUCUCCAUAAAAUCAUGUGCUAGUCAGGACAAUGGUGUACCUACUUAUGACUUUAGGUCUAACUAGACUUAGAGAAACAAGUCUAAAGCUUAAAAGAUACUAAACUCUACUGCUGUUUCUAUCCUUAAGCACUUGGAAAUAGAAUAUGCAGUGAUUAAAGGAAAGUACGUGAAAUAUAUUGAGCCGAUCCUAAA
Molecule: messenger RNA, 4662 nt
Organism: Corapipo altera (White-ruffed manakin)
Lineage: Eukaryota; Metazoa; Chordata; Aves; Passeriformes; Pipridae
Product: trichohyalin-like
Exons: 11
Coding region: 606-2708 (700 amino acids)
Source: RefSeq, a predicted model, not a curated record